AUGUCGCUCAACCUCUUCUCUUACUGUCGUUCGAAUGAUUGCUGCUAUUCGUAUUAUUGGAAUAACAAUACAUGGAUUCCAACAGGGCUCCCAGACUCAAGGAACUCAGAUUGCCAGUGCCCUUUUAAAGGGGAUCCAGAUAUUGCUGGCCCUGGAGUGAUGGCAGCUUUCAUAGCGACAGCAUGGAUAACCUGCUUUGUAGCAGGCAUCAACGCAUACUGUGGGUUAGCGAAAAGGUUUGACAAAUAUCUGUCAUAUCACGCGUCCUGGAAUCGCGCCGAAAAUCUCAAGAACCUUCUACGAACUAUCGUACCCCCCUUGCCUUUUCAAGACUCGGAAUUUCCGGCCGCAAGGUGGAGCUUUCUUGCACGCUGCAUUCGAUGUGUGGGAGGCAUAUGUCGCUGGGGAGUUGCUUGCGUUCUGUUUCUAUUCGAGAAAGAAAUGCCAACUACUAGGAGGGCUGCCAAAAGCGCUCUCGCUAUCCUUUGCGACAUCCAGGUUGUCACCGGGACAGCAAUCGUGAUUGCCGGAAUCGUACAAAAAACAUCAGCGACCUUCUACCAUCAGCAAUUUGUCAUGAACUACUGGUUUCUUACAUUGAAUUCGUUUUGGGCGGCCAGGGCCGGCGGUUUGAAUGAUAAUGAGGAUGACGAUAAUUGGCAUUAUUGGACGAGGGCUUUUGCCAUCUUCGCCACCUGUGUGCUGUCAGUUUACUACCAAUGGUUCACGAUACCUCGACAACAUCGCGAUUGGGACCCUUUGAACAGCGGAUUCUGCUUUAUUUCCCAUGACAAAACAGGAUAUACGCAAAACUACAUUUGGAUCGCAGGUCUGCUAAUAUUCGCCGUGUAUCUUUUCUUUCUUCUCCUCGCUGGAAUCACAAGUCGAAGCCCAACAUGGAUGGACAGACUCUCAAUACAAACGACUUACUUAGAGAACAGAUAUCGCGAGAAGUACGAACGUUGGAUACAAUCAACACUGAACAGACCUAGUUACAAAAUUCUUCACUACAUAGCGUGGUGGGUUCUCAACUUUCCUAUCUUUAUUGAGUGGGGUUUCCUCCGAUACAUGGAGCUCGUAGCUUGGGGCGACCCUCAAUCGAUCAUUAUUGUCCUUGCGUUCUUUGGCUUCGCGGCAUGGAACACCUAUGAUCUGAUUGAUCUUAAGCUAUCGAAUACCUACCUAGCAGCAGAUGAGUCUGCUUGGGGGUUUGGUCAAGUACUUCCGGUUGUACUGUUGGGAUUGAUUUUGCUGAAUGUCUUGGAUAGUGUGCAGAGUGAGUGCCUAGCGUCGAUGACCAGUGACUUGAGGGAAGAUGCUGAGCUUGAAUAG
Hyaloscypha bicolor E is the source of this 1332-nucleotide messenger RNA. RefSeq lists its product as uncharacterized. NCBI's taxonomy places the organism in Eukaryota, Fungi, Ascomycota, Leotiomycetes, Helotiales, Hyaloscyphaceae. Bases 1 to 1332 code for a protein of 443 amino acids. The transcript has 3 exons. The record is from RefSeq and is a predicted model, not a curated record.